UGGCAGAAGUAUUUGAGUGCUGGUCAUGAGCAGCCACCGUCGUUGUUUGCGUUGUCGUCGUCGUUCCCGUGACCGUCGUCAGCAAGGAUAUCCCGUUUGACUCCUGUAGGCUUGGAGCUAUCGCAGACUCGGGUUAGGUGUGGGUGUACUAGUGUUACCCGGUCCGGUCGUACUCUAAUUGGAUAACCAUCGGAAAGGAAAAGAUCGAAAAGUAUCCUUAAAAAUAUUCUUCUGCAGCUCGUAGUGAGUAGUUGGUGCGGACGUGUGCGUGGUCAUUCCCAUCGGUUUGGGCAGUCACAGGGUAUUUGUGCUGACGCGUCUGUAUGUGUGAGCUGGUGAAUACGGGACUACACAUUGCCGCACACAGAGAGGAAUGUCGUCUGUCUAAGAAAAGAACAUUUCUGUCAAGUGUUUUUUUUUGUGUUUGCCAAAACUGACGCGAGGCCCGUUAUCGCUUUGGCGACGAGGAAGGAAUGCGUGAAAUCAAGUUCAAGUGAGGUAUGACGAUCAAGUGUUGAUUGGGGAAAAAUUUUCAAAAAGGUAAAGACCAACCUUUUGCGUGAGUGAAUGUUUUGAGAGGGGUGCAUGUACGAAGAAGAAGAAGAAGCAUCGUUGCGAACGCAGAGAAGGAUGCAGAAAAAAAUCCAAAUCAGUGAGCACAAAAGUGCAUCUAACGGGAGCUGUGGGCAGCUAAGCUAGUCUUAGAGAGUGGGAGUGCGUUUUUUGUUAUUAUUGCUGAUAGUGAGAAGAGGUGGUUGCAACCAGUUUAGUUGCAGGGGCACUUACGAGACCAAGAAAACGAUAGCUUCUGACGUCUGUAUUGUUCAUGUCCCUUCAUUGGAUGCAGAAAGGAGAAGGGGCUAUGUUUGAUAGGAUUCCAGAUUCCAGGAUGUUCAUCCAAUUUCCGUCAUAUGAAUGGUAUUAGUUUUGUUGCGGAAAACCAUGCUGAGGAACAGAGAUCGAUUGUAAAAGUAUCAAAAUGUUUGAUUAUAUUCGGUCAGUGACAUAAAGUUACAAUCGACAGAUUGCCACUGAUGCAUGUGUUUCGUUGCAUCGAAAUGAGCGUGAAGUGGACGUGAAAAGAAUUCCGUUCGAUAUUUGAUAAAUGCCACAACAACGAAAACAACGACAAUAAUAUUAACAAAAAUAAAUUAUUGAACAAAAGUGCGUGCAGUGAAAUGUUACAAAACUGAAUCGUUACUUGCGAUUCAUGCAUGUCGAUGGAUUUCGGUGUAUGACCACAAACGUGUGAAAUUUCUGCUGAAGCAAACGCUAAAGAAACGCUGACGGAGGCAGAGAAGAAAAAAAAACAAUAAGAAAACAAAAAGCACCCGCGUCAAAACCAGAAGUUCACGUUCCGACGAGAAUGACAGAGAAAGGUGCGAAAAAGUCGGUUUGAAAAGAAAAACAGUAUUAAGUGAGUAUUAAAAAAUUAAAAUAUCUAUUAAAGUUUCGCCUCGCUGUUUGGGUGAAGAGGGAAUGCAGAGGAUGUGUUCGCUAAUGCCGAAGAACGCGAAGGAGAAAACGAACAGAACCAGAAUGAGAUUUUAGCAUACAGAGCGAGCAAUGUACCGCAGCAAGUCGAGCGCAACAUGAAGAAAAAUGUUUAAAUCACGUUAUAUAACUAAAAUAGAAUUCGUCAGCGUUGCCAUUCGCACGUAAAGAGUGUCGCUCAGUUUACGGUGGAUGUGUGUUUGUGUAUACGUAGUUGAGGCGUCGCGUCGUGCUUUGCAAUCGCAGCAGUCCGGGGCAAACAAGUAGUAGUAGGCUAAAAGCAUAUGGAAUGAUAAAUAUCAACACGACGGCGUGAACGCCAUGAAGCAAACGUUUGAGACGAUAGGAGAGGAUACUAUUGAAGUGAACACAAAACAAAACGUGGCGUUAUUAAGCUGGAGAGACACAAUCCGAGUGAUUGAGUUGUCCUGUUGAUUUAUUGGUGGGGGUGUUGAAACGGAUUAGAUGUAAGUCGUCAUCUGCUGACAUUGGUGUAACAGAAAAAGAGAGAGUAGGAACGAACCGACCACCCCCAGACGGGUGGGCCGCUUGGAUAAGGACGAAUUUCAAUCUAAUCAAGCCGCAAGGUAACUGAGGAACGCACGGAUGCGGUGGUUCUGGCAAGGAGCGAAACGUGCCAGAAAGAAACAAUUUUUCCAAUUUCUCUUGUUGGCAACUAGAUGGAAUUUGGUUAAGUAAAGGGAGGAAAAUUCCUAUUUAUACUCGUCAAACCAACAGCGUCGAAGUAGAAGAGACUUAAGCACUGCCACACUGCGAUAACAGAUAACACCGAAGUGGAACGCCCAAACGGAGUCACGCGGGCGAACCGGUGAGGCCCAAAAGACAUGAGUCUCCAAGGAUUGCUGUUAGGAAUCAACGUUAUCGCAGCUGGAGCAUCGUUACUAUUCGGAUUACUAUUGACAAUCUAUGCACCUGUCGGAGCGUUGAGCAGUGGAGAACAUCAGCUCAUAACUAAUCCACAGCCAGAUGGGGAGAACCUUCCGCCAUUCCAGUCCGUGACGGAAGCCACACCAAACCUAGCCGCGAACAUCAUUAAUCUCGAACGGGAUGGGGGAGUUAGUUUCAUCCCCCGGAAGGAUUUCCGUCUUCAGCGAGCGGUUCCUCCUGAAUAUGCUGGACCAUCGGCAAUGCCCCAUUGCGAAUCGUUUACGAUGGGCAACCCCGAUCAAAAAAUGUUGUACAGCCCGGGAGCUCCGGGAAACUAUCCAAACAAUAGUGAUUGCGUCGUGGUUCUCGAGGCCCCGCUGGGAUCUCUAGUGAGACUUGACUUUCGAGAUCAUUUCCAUGUUGAAUCGUCAGACGACUGCAAAUACGACUAUCUCGAGAUCCGAGAUGGUGCCCAUGGUUUCUCGACGCUGAUCGGCAAGUACUGCGGCACGACGUACCCGCCGAUGAUCACCUCAAAGGAGCGCUUCCUCUGGCUACACUUCCACUCAGACGAGAACAUCGAAUACAGCGGUUUUGUUGGCGUCUACGAAUACGUGCCAAGGCCGACGUCAUCCAUCUACGAUGACGAGGGUUGCCGGAUCGAGGUGUCCGGGAUGGAGGGUUAUGUCAACCGAAGCGACGUGCCUCGAGAAAAGCUGCAGACCGUCGUCGAGCACGGGCUGUCCCUUGAUUGCAUGUGGGUGAUCACGGUUUCAGACGGAUGGAAGAUUCAGCUUUCGUUCCUUCUGUUCAAACUGGAGAGGCCAAACGACUGUGAGAGCAAUUUUGUGGACGUGUUUACCGAACGGACCGAUCUGCCGUCGAGACUGAAAAACUUUUGCGGUUCCAUUGCCGAUUCGGUAGUGUCCAAAUCAAACGUGCUGCACAUUCGAUUCUACGCCGAAGCAGCUGCCAUCAAUUCCACCUUCUCGAUACUGUUCACUGCAUUUAGGGAAAAAGCUGCCGGCGAAGUUUGCGAUGAUGACGAAUACGAUUGUGAGGAUGCCACUUGUAUUUCCUCCGAUUUACGGUGCAACGGGCGUAUCAAUUGUCGCUUUCGCUGGGACGAAGACGAAUGCCAGAAAGCUAACCCCACUCAGUCGGAACACGUGACGAUCAUUAUGGUUGUGUUCGUUAUCAUCUUCGGCUGCAUGGUGAUUGCGUUUGUCAUUAAAAUUGUGCGCAAGAUUAUGCGAGAUCACAAGAUCAUCCGGGAGCAUAUCCGCCAAUCGAGGGAGAGCAAACUGAACGAGCUGGGCAGACACUCGACGAAGAAACCGGUUGAUUUGGAUAUCACAAAGUUUCCACCGCCAGCAUUUGAUAAGGAACCAAUCAACGUGUUGGAGAAUACUGCCAAUAGCUAUUACCGAGAAAUGAUGUCACCCUCGCUUGUGGGUGAUGGAAGCGGCGGUAGUGGUGGCGGUGGUAGUGGGAGUGCCGUAAGUGGUGGACGCGGAACUGAUGGAAGUGCGGGAGGAAUUGGUAGCCAUAUGUUUAGUAGUAGUAGUAGAAUAGAUUUAAAAAAUGAUCCCAGUCGGAAUCACGAAAUUCAAGCCAUUCUGAGAAGCAGCUAUCACGAAGACCCUAUGAGGGGAGCAAUGGCUUUGAAGGACGCCGGGAUGUGCGAUAUGGCUUGUCAAACUAGGGAAUCUUUGUUCCAACCAGUGUUCAAAAACAAGGUGACACAAUCUCCCAAUCCAAGCAAUAUACGUUUCUCUACGUUCGGAUACGAAACACCUUCCCAACAGGGGCAACCUUCACCCACUCAACUUCCCUCGGUGGUACCACCUCCUCCAAAAAUUAAACACCACCACCAUCACCAUCAUCAUCACCAUGGUGGAGGGGGAGGAGGUACGCUUGAUCGUAGUAAAGGGAACAAAUUUGAAAUGCAAGAGCUUGGCAUAGCCGACGUGGCCGUCGGACCCGGUGAAAACGAAGAGCUGGAGAGGGAUCUUCAUGGGGGCAUCCAUUCCCAUCACCAUCAUCACCAUCAUCCCCAGCAUCAACAGCAAAAGGUAGUGCUGGAACGGGAUCUCGAUCCGCCAACGGUGACCGGUAUUCGAAAGUCGGCGCCAGACGUAAUUAUUAUGACGUCGUCACACUGAUUUUAAGCAAACCGCUUUUGGGCGGAAACUUUGGAAAAAGGAAAUUUUGUAUUGUUCACUGUAAAAUGAAGGAAUUUAUGUCCUCAUUCUUAUUUCGUAGAGAGCUUGUCGACGGUGGCAAACGCAAAUUAGGGAAUCGAAAAGAAGAGAAAAAAAAAUUGUACAUAAAUGCUUACCGUUGAAUUUUAGUUUGUUGAUUCCUUUCAAACGGCUGAUAUACCGAUUGAAUUCGUAUAUCAGUAACAUUGAAAUAAAUCGUUUUAAUGUUUAAAAACAAAAGACAUCCUUACUUCACGUAUCAGUGCCAAAAGGUCAAACAAUCAAAAACUGACGGUUUUCGCGCCAACUCGACCAGAUGUUGGCAUGACCCUCUUAGAAGUUAAUCAAACUUUCUGGACGUGAAGACCAGUGUUGUAAACGGUCGACAUUUCUCUCAACCAUCACAUACCGCCCUUGCUCAAGAGUUACGGCUCAAUAUGUAUUGCGAAUGUAACCAAGAAUGCAUUGCUCGGUUCUAACAGUCACAUCAGAAAUAAACACACAGCCGCAAACACGACUAUCAAUUGAACGUUUAUAUGUUUUCUCUUUCUGUCGACCGUACCCAGAAGAGCGAUGAAAAUAUGCUGUUUCCAUUCUACCAUUCGUGCUCAUAACCAUCCCUCAAUUCCGGCUAAUAUGACUGUAGUUUUAAUGUCAUUUGACAUCAAAACUGCAGUGGUGUGCAUUCUUUUUCUCCCUUUAUUCUGCAUUCAAGCGUAGCUGCACAUAUACAUCCACCUGCUCACUCACACAUCCAUACACGAUGUAUGGUAUUCAGACGGAUUGCUAUAUCAAAGCAACCGUCGAACUCUCCCUUAUCAAGUGCGAAUGUGUUCAAUGAACGUUUUCAGUGGUGAGCGUUCCCCGUGAACACUGUUGUUUAAUUACGGGGCGAUGGAUAUCUAAUGUAUAGGACGAAAAAAAGCCGAAAUGUCAUAUGACAUUUUUAGUUCGACGGUUGUUUGACUGUUCAUUUUAUGAUGUUCAUUAAUGACACAGCACAUACGUCUCCAUGAACAGUCAUACGAUGGUGACCAUUAGCAACACUGGUGAAGACCUCACCUCAUUAAGUAACUUGGCAUACUUAGUUUUCCGAAAAUUUCUCUAGACUAACAUAUGAAAAGGGCCAAAUAUUUCCGAUCAUUUCUAUAUAAACCUUUUUUACUCGAAAAUGGUAAGUCCUACAAAAAAGUGAUCUAUGAAAGAGUUUUAGGAAAAUGAUUAAAUUUUUAGAAAAAAAAAAUACUGAAAAAAUAUUUUUUGAAAUCCUACACUGAAAAAAAUAGUUUUUAAAAACUAAAAGUCGAUUCUCAAAAUGGUCAUCUCAGAUUUUGAUGAAAUCGUAAAUAAAUAUUUGCUCUACAACUCUUCUAUACAUUGCAACUUGUGCAUAUUUAAGACAAAAAAGUUUUUCUAUAUUUUAUUGAAAUUAAGUUUAUUUCUUUUUUCAGUCCAGAAAGUCAACCCAGAAUAAAAAAAUAAUAAUAAUGAUAAAAAUGUUUGAUGAGUGUUUUAGAGGUCUUUAUUUCAAAUCAAAUGUAAUAAAACUUAUGACAUUUUUUGACCUUAAAUUCAUUUCUAAUUCAUCUGAUCUUAUACCAUGUAUAUGAUAACUUAUAUUCUAAGAGAUACAAUCAUCAUAUAUUUCCUAUUUUUUCUUUUUAUCUAACAUUCUGAAGAUUGUGGGAUCAUCUACUGAAUUUGAAAACCUUUUAGCUGCGAUUUUAUUUUCAUCUACAGGAAUAAAGCAAUUAAAUUUUUGGGUUCCCGAUAUUGUUUUCGCGUGAUUGAAUAGUUCCUCAAGUUCACUUGUCUUUUUUGUAUGCUGUUCUUUGGAUACGUAACGAAAAUUCAAUUUCUAGAUACAUUUGUCAUUUUGUUUAACUGCCCAAUCAUAAAACUCUAGUGCUGUAUGGAUUGUGUUUCCAAAUAAUCAAUUCAUCAAUGUUAAAACCAAGGUGCCUCCAUAUAUACCAGGUGAAACAAUCAUAUGAAAUGCACUUUCAGCCAUAUUGGAAUUGCUGUCGGUAUUGUUUACAAAAAGCAUCAGAACGCUGCCGGCGGCUCUCUACAAACUGCUACGACGCUCUUUCGAACGAUGCCUACUAUGUUCGACUUUCGCGAAUUUAUGUGAAAAAGAAGGGAUGAUUUUGUAGAAUUUCAUUCUCAUUUCCACUACUCUCGCAUGUGAAUAUGCAAUAAUGGCGUAUCCUAGCAAUAACAAAACAAACAACCCCCGCUCCACAAACCGUAAUCCCCUUCUGUUUGAAAUGAUGAUGUUGCUUCACCUGUUCUACAUUGAUAUAAGCGCCUUGGUUAAACCCAAACGAUUAAUUUGUGCCGUAUUUUGUUGACAAAGUAGACAAACUCAUAGAGCAUGACUUUAUUUACAAACAGUAGUCUGCUUUUUUGCGAAAUUAAAAAAAAAUCGUUGACGUAAGGAGAAAUAAUAGUAAUUUCUGAUUUUUCAGAGAAUUAUUCAUUCAUAAUUCAAAAUGCGGCACAGGGUCACAGCUGGAAUAGCUCGCAAGCAACUAUUCACGCAUUUGAAAUAAACUACAAAAAAGAUGGUAAACAAGAAAACGUAUGCUUUAUAGUUAUUUCAGAAGUUUUAAUACACUGCACUGUGACUGUGCAGUUGUUUAUAGAAAAAUUGAUAGAAAUUGUCGGAAAAAUACUCGAUUAUACUAAAAUGACUUUCAUGUCCGCUCCAUCGGCAGCACACUACAAAAACAAACACAAAUUCGCCAGUCUAUGUAAUUUCAAAAAAGUUUACGGACUAGAAUCAGAAUGGAAUUUCUUUGCCACCUCCCACGAGAGGGACUCUGAAACGAAUGGCAAAGAGAGCAAGUCUUGCCCAAAAUUACGGAAACACAAUCCAAACAGCACUUUGUGCUUUAUGAUUGGGCAGUUAAACAAAAUGACAAAUGUAUCACGAAAUUGAAUUUCUGUAACGUAUCCAAAGAACAGCAUACAAAAAAGGCAAGUGAACUUGAGGAACUAUUCAAUCACGCGAAAACAAUAUCGGGAACCCAAAAAUUUAAUUGUUUUAUUCCUGUAGAUGAAAAUAAAAUGCAGCUACAAGGUUUUCAAAUUCAGUAGUUGAUCCCAAAACCUUCAGAAUGUUAGAUAAAAUGAAAAAAAAAAUAGGAAAGAUAUGAUGAUUGUAUAUCUUAGAAUAUAAGUUAUCAUGUACGUGGUAUAAGAUCAGAUGAAUCAAAAAUGAAUUUAUUGUCAAAAAAUGUCGUUAGUUUUAUUACAUUCGAUUUGAAAUAAAGACCUCUAAAAACUCAUUAAACAUUUUUAUUAUUUUUUUUUUUUUCAUUUUGGUUGGCUUUCUGCACUGAAAAAAGAAAUAAACUUAAUUUCAAUAAAAUAUAGAAAAAGUUAUUGUUAGAAAAAAAUUUUUGCCUGAAAUAUGCACAGGUUGCAAUGUAUGGAAGAGUUGUAGAGCACAUAUUUAUCUACCAUUCAUCUACCAUUUCACCAAAAUCUGAGAUGACCAUCUUGAGAAAAUCUACCUCUAGUUUUUAAGUUUCUAGUUUUUUUUUUCAGUGUAGGAUUUCAAAAAAUAUGUUUCCAGUAUUUUUUAUUGAAAAUUCAAUUAUUUUCCUAAAACUCUUCCAUAGAUCACUUUUUUGUAGGACUUACCAUUUUCGGGUAAAAAAGAUUUAUAAAAAAUGGUCAAACAUAUUUGGCUCUUUCCAUAUGUUAGUCUAGAUAGAUUUUUGGGAAAACUAAGUAUGCCAAGUUACUUAAUGAGGUAAGGUCUUCACGCCCAGGAAGUUUCAUUGUGUUCUGAGAGGGUCAUGCCAACAUCUGGUCGAGUUGGCGCGAAAUCCGUCAACUGUGUAAUUUCUCCGAGCGGGCAAACCAACAUCAUUUCGUUUCAUAGUUUAUAUAAAUCAACAUUCUUGUUGUCGAAAUAAUAGUAACUAUUUAGGUAAUUUGUAUAAAAUCGUUUUCUUCUCUUUGUUCAUAAGAUUGCUUUAGCAAAAAUGUACUAUAUUUUUUGGAAAAAAAAACUAGAAAAUUUCGGGUAUUUAUCACAUUUAAAAAAACUGCAACUGCAAAAUUAUUUCAAUCAUAAAAGUCGACUAAAGUUGUGAAAAGGUUUUGUUCGGAUGAAAAAAAGCAGAAAAAAUUGAAGGGUAGAUAGUUUUUUCGAAAGAGAAAAAAAAGGAGAAUCCUGGUCAAAUGUGUAGAGUUAGACAGAAGAAUGGACGCCUUCACUUUGCUGUUACCGCCAUUGCGAAGCGAAAAGCCUACUUGUAAGAAAUGAAAAUGUUGAAAUGUAAUGAAGGAUAUAUAGGGGACCAAACCCACACAUACUAAAAACAAUAUGAAGCUUGGCGGUGUUCAACGUUUAUGGAAAGAGACAGUGAAAAUGAACUUCAGUAGAAGUUGGAAUGAGAACAAUGCCAAGAAAACCGCAGUCACAUCAGUUGAUUGUUGUUGAAAUUCUGGGCGUCUCCCACACAAAAACCCAAACACACACACAUACGCAAGGAACACAUACCGGUCUGAAGAUUUAUUUAGUCUAAGGAAAAGUGUAAACAGUUGUAAACAGCACAAAAUAAGUGGACUGAGCAACAACAAAAAAGUUGAUGUGGUAGUCGACCUAUGCGUUUAUACAUAGAGAAAACAAUGAAAUGCAAGUUUUGUUGGAAGAGUGAGAUGGGAGGCAUCUCUGGUAUAAAAAAAGUCCUUCAUUUGUGAAAAGGAUGAGAAGGGGCAGUGAAAACCAGUUUAAAAACAUAAAUGGUUGAUUUAGAUGAAAUAGUAAAUCCAAGCGAAAAAGGGAAAAUCUGUACAUUUUUAUCAAUGGAUAUUUAUUAAUAAAAUAAGUGCACUGAAAAUUAA
Molecule: messenger RNA, 9449 nt
Organism: Toxorhynchites rutilus septentrionalis
Lineage: Eukaryota; Metazoa; Arthropoda; Insecta; Diptera; Culicidae
Gene: Neto
Exons: 11
Coding region: 2340-4547 (735 amino acids)
Molecular function (GO): protein binding
Source: RefSeq, a predicted model, not a curated record